This is a messenger RNA of Aegilops tauschii subsp. strangulata, 576 nucleotides long. Lineage: Eukaryota; Viridiplantae; Streptophyta; Magnoliopsida; Poales; Poaceae. The record is from RefSeq and is a predicted model, not a curated record.
AUGGGUCAUAAGGGAGUAGGAGAGGGCAGCCCGCAAGAUCCAGCUACCCAACUUUGUUAUCUUUUGACAUCCACAGAUCUGAAAGAAUAUUUCUUAUGUUUGGCAUCUUUACUGGUUGAUUUUAUUUGCAGAGAAGGGGUUCUAGUGAAAUGUGAGGCAUGUGGUGUAAUUGAAGUGAAUUCCAGUCUUCCAGGAUUACCAGAAUUGACCUUGUCAUUUGCUAAUCCCACCCUUAUCAAUGAUGUGAGGUUCCACCCUUGUGUCAGAUUCAGACCUUGGGAGUCCAAUCAGAUCCUAUCAUUUGUUCCUCCUGAUGGGCAGUUCAAGCUUAUGAGUUAUAGGGUUAAGAAACUGAAGACCACACCAAUUUAUGUGAAGCCACAGUUAUCAUCUGAUUCUGGGAAUUGCCGUGUCAAUGUGAUGGUUGGGAUACGGAAUGAUCCUGGAAAACCUAUUAAUUCUAUAACAGUGCAGUUUCAGUUGCCUCCACCUGCUACGGCCCUUGAUUUUUAUAUUAUUAGUACUAAACAACUGCGUCUGGAAUGGACGGCUCGUGAGUACAAAUCUAAGCUUUAG